CAGCCUGGAAGCUCAAUCAUUGUACCUUUACGCUCUCCCGAUGACCCCGCUGUGUGCCAUAUAUAUGGUACGGAAGAAGCUAUAAUGGCCUCUAUCGUCACUAUCAACAUUCAUCACGACCCACCUCGUCUUGAAGUAUCAAGGAACCAGAUUUUAACCUCAAGACAAAUUUGAAAAUCCAUCCACUAGUCACAUUGUCUAUAGACCCCUUUAAAAUGGACGCCGCAUCGUCAACAGCAGCCGAUAUGGCAACCGCUACCGUUCCAUCAGCCACUGCUUCCGCAACUUCCGUCGCAUCAAAUUUCGGCUGGCUAUCAAUAACCGAAGUCUUCUGGAUCACAGUACUCUAUGUCUGGUAUAUGUUCCUAUUCAUAGUCUGUUUCGCCAUCGUCUGUGGUGGCAUCUGGCUCGUCUGCAUGGCGGUCUUCAUGCUAUUUCAAUUCCUCGCCAAGCAUGGUCCGGGACUUUAUUCGAAUUCCAGAGAGAGGCUCGAGCAGUAUUGGGAGGCUUCGAGGGAGAGAUAUGUGAAGAGACAAAGUGGAGGACGCGGAAGGAGUGAACCGGAUGAUGUACAGAUGGAUGGGUUUGAGAUUGGGGAGGAAAAUAAGGUUAGGUCUAAGUUUGGGAAGGAGGAUGUUUGAAUGCUCAGGACGGACAAGAUAUGUUGGUAGGAGCCGUAGGAUGGGCUCCUUGUGUGAGUUUUGAAAUGGACUGCUGGACUAGGGAUUGA
Messenger RNA from Mollisia scopiformis, 730 nucleotides. RefSeq lists its product as uncharacterized. The record is from RefSeq and is a predicted model, not a curated record. The transcript has 2 exons. Bases 216 to 641 code for a protein of 141 amino acids. Lineage: Eukaryota; Fungi; Ascomycota; Leotiomycetes; Helotiales; Mollisiaceae.